AUGUACCUGGUGGAUUGGACGCCGGAGCUUCACAGAAGGUUCGUGCAAGCGGUGGAGCAGCUAGGAGUGGACAAGGCGAUCCCUUCCCGCAUUCUCGAGCUCAUGGGCGUCAAGUCCCUCACUCGCCACAACAUCGCCAGCCAUCUCCAAAAGUACCGCUCGCACCGCCGCCAUCUCGCUGCGCGGGACGCGGAAGCCGCCAACUGGCACACCAACCGCGCACCCGCGGAUUCCGGCGCUUCUGCCGGCGCCUGGCCGGCUGGCGCUGCUGCUGCCGCUGCUGCUCCGGCGGGAACGCCUGGAGCAUCGGGAUCCACGUGGGGUCCCGGAGUCCCGCCUGCGGGUGCGGCCGUUAGCGGUGGUGGUACUCCGGCAAAUGCGGUAGCAAAUGGCGUUCCCAAUGGCUCUCCGGGUGGUGUAUCGCAUGGGGUUCCGACGGGUCAUCCUGCCGCCAUGAUGCCGCCUCGCCAAAUGCCCGGCAUGAUGCCUCCGUGCCCGCCGAUGCCGUUCCGCCAUCAGCCGUACGGCAACAUGCCGAUGAUGCAUCCGCAUCAAUCAUCGCCUGCCAUGGGCCCCAUGAUGCCGCACCCGCCGCCAGCCAUGGGCAUGCCGGUAUGGGGCCAUCCGACGACCGGGGGAGCGUCGCCGGGCGGUUUUCCGCGGCCGCACAUGUGGGGACAUAUGCAGCAGCAGCAACAGCAGCAGCAGCAGUGUCAGGCACAGCAGCAGCCGCAGCAGCAGAUGCAGCCGCGCGUGGCGGCGUACCCGCCUCCCUCGUGGCUGGCCGUUGAUGGUUCCUCUCCGUGGCACCACUACCCCGCGUUCCCCGCGGGUCCUCCGCCGAUGGACGCGUGGCCCCAUCCCGGCAUGCCAGCGCGCGGAAUGCCUUGCUUCCCCCCGCGCCAGCACCAGCACCCGCUCAGCUACCCCAUGCCGCCCAAUGGCCCUCCCAACGGCGCUGCCAGCGGUCCUCCUGGCAUGGUCUGCGGCGCGCCUGUCUGUCCGCCUAACGCCAUGCCGCCCAACGGCUAUCCGCAUACCGGCGCGCCUCCCUCCGGAAGCCACGCGAACGGGGCCCCUGCCAUGAUGCCUCCGCCGUCCCCCUUCCUAGGAAUGCCCAUGAUGCCCGGUCUCCCGCACGCGCCCAGUUUCGGCCCCUCCCCCGGGCACGGGUGGGGCAUGGGGGCGAUGCUGUCCGGAACGUCGGGCGGAGGGGGAGGCGGGGGGGACGGGGGGGCGGGUGACGCGGCGCACGUGGCAGAUGAGGCGAUGCCGAAUCCGAUGUUUCCGCUCUCGGAUGAUCUGACGGUGGACCUUGCUGCGAUUUCAGCUAGCAUCGGGGACGAUUUGCAUGAGGCCAACGACAUUCUAGACGCGGCCAUCAGCGAGGCGCUCACCAACCCCGCCACGCCGCUGCCGCUGGGCCUCAAGCCUCCGUCGCUGGACGGCGUUUUGGACGAGCUCAACCGCCAGGGCAUCCGCAUGCCCGCCUCCACUGCUGCCGCCGCCGCCGCCGCCGCUGGUGCUGCUGAUGCUGGGGAUGUUGUAGCAGCUGACGCAGCUGGCUCGGAUGGCGCACCGGUCGCGUUUGCUGCGCUAGUGGAUGCUGACAUGCUUACUGCAGCUGCUGGGGUUGAUGGUGAUGGUGACGACGAAGGUCUCCUAUCGCUGACGGACUAUCCUGCUGGGCUGUUUUGCUCUGCGGAAGCCAUGGCGGCUGCUGCCUCGUUCCUCAAGGAAGAAGCUGUGUAG
This is a messenger RNA of Closterium sp. NIES-65, 1752 nucleotides long. Lineage: Eukaryota; Viridiplantae; Streptophyta; Zygnematophyceae; Desmidiales; Closteriaceae. The record is from the annotation of a GenBank genome assembly.